Aptenodytes forsteri (emperor penguin) is the source of this 1926-nucleotide messenger RNA. It is a transcript of the gene SCAMP3, whose product is annotated as secretory carrier membrane protein 3. The annotation marks the transcript as partial. Gene Ontology annotation, biological process: protein transport. NCBI's taxonomy places the organism in Eukaryota, Metazoa, Chordata, Aves, Sphenisciformes, Spheniscidae. Gene Ontology annotation, cellular component: recycling endosome membrane; trans-Golgi network membrane. The record is from RefSeq and is a predicted model, not a curated record. The transcript is spliced from 6 exons.
GCGGCCCUCGGCGGUGCCGCAACGAGGCUGAACAACUGGCCCCCGUUGCCGUCUUUCUGCCCAGUGAAGCCUUGCUUCUACCAAGACAUCCCCGUGGAGAUCCCUGCUGACUUCCAGAAGACUGUUUCUACCAUGUAUUACCUCUGGAUGGCCAGCACCAUUGCUCUCUUCCUGAACUUCUUGUCCUCGCUGGCCUGGUUCUGUGUGGAGCCCUCGUCCGGUUCUGGGUUCGGCCUCUCCAUUCUCUGGGCUCUCCUCUACACGCCCUGCUCCUUUGUCUGCUGGUAUAGGCCGAUGUACAAAGCUUUCAGGAGUGACAGUUCAUUCAACUUCUUUGUCUUCUUCUUCGUCUUCUUUGCCCAGAACGUGAUGUAUGUGCUGCAGGCGAUUGGCAUACCAAACUGGGGAUUCAGUGGCUGGAUAUUGAGCCUGAUAGCGUUGCGGAAGAACACGGCCGUGGCUGUGAUGAUGAUCCUGGUGUCCUUGUUCUUCACAGCAGUGGCUGUGUUGGGCAUCAUUAUGCUGAAAAAGAUCCACUCUCUGUACCGCCGGACGGGCGCCAGCUUCCAGAAAGCACAGGAGGAGUUUGCCGCGGGGGUCUUCUCCAACCAGGCGGUGCGCACCGCAGCGGCCAACGCUGCCACAGGUGCCGCCACCAAUGCCUUCCGGGUGCCCUAGCUGGGCGGUGGCCCCGGCUUCUCAUUGCACGUGGGCUCUUUCUAAGGAAGAGGAAAUCCAAGUUGCACUUUCAUUGGAUCCCCGUGUGUCUGCAUCAGCUGUCAGAGGCCGCCUCAUCCCAGCUUGGAAGUGCUGGUGCCUGAAUCGUCUGCUGCUCUAACCCCUUCCCUCACGGAUGGAGGCUGUUCCGGUUUGUGCUGGUCCCCUUCCCUCAGUGGACUGGGGAAGGAGCGGGAUGGGAGGUGCCGUGACCAAGCCCUGUGCCUGUCAUUGCCCUCCCUUCCAGCACCAGGAGCCUCCUCCAGACGUGUGACAGGGACUGAAGCGGCUGCUCACCUUCCCUGUGUUGGCCAGGGCUCCUCUGUUUCCCCACCUGGCGAUGCCACUUGUGUGCCCUGGGGCACAAAGGGUUCCCCGUGUGUCCAGUCCCAGGGCGUGCAGGGGCUGGCUCUUCCCUGGAGGCUUUUGCCUGCCUUCCCUUUGAUGCGGGACCUGAUUCUCUGCCAAGAAAAUCGUCACUGUCUUCCCCCCAGGGGCUUGCUCCGGUGGGGUGGGGCUGGGUCUGUCCCCAGGGUGCUGAGCUCGGAGGCAGCCCUCCUCCAGUCCCUUUCCCUGUCCUCUCCUUCUCUCCUUUGCUGGGCUGAGCCUGCUCCAGGUGCAGGGAUAAGGAGAGUGGGGCCAGGACAGGCAGCAGUGGUGCACAUGCUGCUGUUGGGGCUUCCUGCCUUUAGCCUGUGUGCCCAGCCACAGCUGUCCGGGACUGGCACGCGGUGGACCCUAAAGCCAGGCUGGGCACCAAGGAGGGCUCCUGGAACCUCCUUAGCUCCCUCCUUGCCUCCAGCUGAACAGCUUCUCCCUUCCUCUGCCUGCCCUGGGGCCAGUGAUCCCUUGCUUCCACCCCAGCACUCUUCACCCAGAGCCUGCCCCUUCCCCAGGGGCCUUCGCCCUCCUUCCUUUUUGGGUGCUGAGCCGGUGCAGCACUGCCUAGUAUGUGCCCUGUGUCCCUGCUAGCCCCUGGUGUCCCCCCUCCCGUGUGCCAGUGUCCUCGGGGCUCCCUGGGCCUCGUGUCACUGGGACGGGUCUCACGAGUUCUGCUUCGCCCCAUCUCCUCUCCGAUGCUCCUGGGUUUGUCCCUGCUGCUCCUGGGCUGGCGAGAGGGUUUGUGCCUUCAUCUGUGGGGGCCAGCGCACACGCGGCAGGUCCACUGCGGCCAUGCCCUGUCCUGCGGCGGGGGCUGGCGCUGGGUGA